Molecule: messenger RNA, 3438 nt
Organism: Rhineura floridana
Lineage: Eukaryota; Metazoa; Chordata; Lepidosauria; Squamata; Rhineuridae
Gene: PPP2R3B
Product: protein phosphatase 2 regulatory subunit B''beta
Exons: 14
Coding region: 560-2299 (579 amino acids)
Biological process (GO): protein dephosphorylation
Cellular component (GO): protein phosphatase type 2A complex
Molecular function (GO): calcium ion binding; protein phosphatase regulator activity
Source: RefSeq, a predicted model, not a curated record
GCUGCUUAUGUAAUAGUUGUAUCAAGCAUCAUUGGGGCUUCCUUACCAACCCAACUCUUUUUUUAUGUUAAGGGGGGGGUGUUCAUAGGGCUUACCUUCUAGUCUUGAGUUAUAAAACGUUAUAAGCAGUCGUUGUGGGUGUCUAGUGUAGGUUUGUUGAGACAUACUUAGGACGCAGUAUUGCCAUCCCUUUGGCGCUUGGUUUUGGGCGCCUAUUUCUUUCCCCUCCCAACCACAGAGAGCGUUCACUAAAGAAGCCAUCUCUCCCCCCCCCAUGCACCUUUUUUUACUCUGUGUACCUCUGUUGUUAAAGGAGUAAUUUGCCCCCACCUUUUUCUAACUGCCUCUCCUGUUGAUCAGACAUAGCUGGUUCACUGUGCCACAAUUGUGCAUUCCGCCAUCCUUUUUUCCUGCAUCUUCUCUGUCGUGGAGUUGUUUGCAUAAUAAGAGGCCUAUUCCUUUUUGGAAAAGCUGUUGGCUAAGAAAUAAUAGAAAUGAAGUGGAAUCUGAAUUGAGAACUGCAGCCAUUUUGUAAAGAGUAAAUUGAAAAGAGGAAAAAAUGCCAGCUGUGAAAGUUCUGCAGCCUGUGCUAAAAAUGAAAGUAGAUGAACUCUUUUUAUGCUGGUUGAGUGAUGCUGCAACUCAGGUGAUGCUCAGGGACUAUUUAAGAAGUAUAACCAAUGAAGAGAGGAUUGAAAUCGGUAGUGGCGAUGCUGGGAGCAAUGAACAUAUUCUUACACAGAUAAACUGCGUCUCCAAGCAAAGCUUGUUAGGCAAUUUGAUGUCUCCUUUGACUCCUACCAGCCCUCCUCAUCUUUCUACGGCUCUCCCACUUGGGACACCAACAAGCCCAAGGAGCUUUUCUAAUAUUCGAAGUAAACGUAAAUCUUCAAGCACCAGAAGUGAACAGUCAAAGAAAGAAGCUUUGACACCUUCUCUGAGCCAAACCAUUCCAACAUUUUAUUUUCCUCAAGGAUGUCCAAAAGAAAAAGUAAAUAUAGAUGGUGUCAUUGCCAAAAUAGAGAAAACCUUCUGUCAAUUUCCAAAUGAGCGAGCGACAUUAGAAGAUAUGGGUAAAGUUGCAAAGGCUUGUGAAUGUCCUCUUUACUGGAAAGGUCCAUUAUUUUUUUGUGCUGGAGGAGAGCGAACAGGAUUUGUAUCAGUUCAUAAAUUUGUUGCGAUGUGGCGGAAGAUACUACAGACCUGUCAUGAUGCUGCCGCCAAGUUUGCUCAUCUUCUCAAGAGCCCAGGAUGUAACUAUUUGGUACAAGAAGACUUCAUUCCAUUUUUACAAGAUGUGGUCAAUAGUCAUCCUAGUCUAGUCUUCCUAAAAGAAGCAUCAGAAUUUCAUUCUCGGUACAUUACAACAGUAAUACAAAGGAUAUUUUAUACAGUAAAUAGGUCCUGGUCAGGAAGAAUCACUUGUAAUGAACUCAGAAAAAGCAGUUUUUUACAGAAUGUGGCAUUGUUGGAAGAGGAAGUAGAUAUUAACCAGCUAACAGAAUACUUUUCAUAUGAACACUUCUACGUAAUCUACUGCAAAUUUUGGGAGCUGGACACGGAUCAUGACCUUUAUAUUGAUCCAAAGGAUUUAGCUCGGCAUAAUGACCACGCUAUAUCUAAUCGGAUGAUAGAAAGGAUUUUCUCAGGAGCUGUAACAAGGGGCAGAAAAGCACAGAAGGAAGGAAAAAUCAGCUAUGCAGAUUUUGUAUGGUUUUUGAUAUCUGAAGAGGACAAAAAGACUGCAACCAGCAUUGAAUACUGGUUUCGCUGCAUGGACCUUGAUGGGGAUGGUGUAUUGUCAAUGUACGAACUGCAGUACUUUUAUGAAGAACAAUGUCAAAAACUGGACAAUAUGGCCAUUGAACCUCUGCCAUUUGAAGAUUGUCUUUGCCAGAUGCUUGAUCUUGUAAAGCCAGAGUGUGAAGGGAAAAUAACUCUUCAUGACUUAAAGAAGUGUAAGAUGGCAAAUGUGUUUUUUGACACCUUCUUUAACAUUGAGAAAUAUCUAGACCAUGAGCAGAAGGAUCAAUUUUCUAUGUUGAGGAGCACUGAAAAUGAAAAUCAAGAACUGUCCGAUUGGGAAAAAUACGCUGCUGAAGAGUAUGAUGUGCUAGUAGCAGAGGAAGCAGCUAGUGACCAGUGGAAUGAUUGUUAUGAAGCAGAAUUGAACCCUGGAGAUUAUCAGAAGACCAAUGUACUAAAAUAUCAGAUGGAGAAAAGGCCUUUCUUUGACAUGCCUUCCCAUUUGGCAGAUGUUGACUUGGAUGAGUAUGACUAUGAAGAUGACUUUGAAUGAACUGUGCUGUUUGUAUAAGAAUAAAGACUGUCCGCAGCAGGUCUGCUAAAUCUAUGUAGGGCUUUGUUUCCAGAAAAAGUAAACGUAGUUCUUUGUGCUGCAAAAAUAAUAUUUUAAUCAUUUUAGGAUGACAUCCAAUGUUAGGCAUACUCAGAGUAGACAGUGUUAGACCCAUUAAAAUUAACGGACUUAGGUUAAGCCCAUUGAUUUCAAACUGUCUACUCUGAGUAUGACUGACAUUGGAUAUCACCCUUAGAAAACAGAAUCUAUAUGGAAUGAGAGUUUUUUGUAUUUAUUCAUUAGAUUGUUGCCUGUAAAAUAGACUUAAAUUAUUUUUAGAUAGGUUAUAUUUCCUUUAAAGAAUUACAACAUACCUUCUCAUUUAAAGUACAUUUGCUGACUUUUUUUUUACAAGAUAUUAGAAUUCUUCCUAGUUUUUGUUUAUACCUGUAAUAGUCUCCAAGCAGAAAUCUAAUAACUUUGCCAGAGUUCAAAAAGAAAAGUGUCACAGCUGUGAGUAAAGAUCACAGUUCAUCACUUAAGUAAAGCAUCGCUGGACAAGCUGGAUACACUGUGUGGUGCACAUAGCAAAAUGUGUCUUGACCUGAAAACUAGCAGUCCCCUUUAUAUUCCUUCAGCUUUCAUUUUGAUCUGUUGACCCCUAUUACAAAACCAGCUUUUAUUGCUCACACUUGACUGCAGUGGAUUUUGUACUCUCUGUCAAAGGAACCAAUUUCUAAACUUUAUGUAAGUUUUACUUGAUCUGUGAUGUGCACUAACCUGUUAUGGGCAUUUAGUGUUUUUUUUCAAUGGUUAGCUAAUGACACAUUCCAUGAAUAGUCAUAUCAAUGGUGUCAGAGCAGCUGAACAGUUCGAUGCUUCACUUGUCUAAAUAAGGUGAGAGACUACUUACUGGACAAGCUAAGUGUUGCUACUCCAGUUUUUGAAAACUGUAAGAUUUGUAGUGCCUUAAUUAUCCCAACAUUCACACAAAAACUAAAUAUUAAAUGUUUCAGCAAACGUCUUGCUGGUUUUCAUGUAAAACAAAAAAAGAUGUAAGCUAUUUUGUUUGCAGUGCAGAUCUGUUUAAAGUAUUUAAAUAUCAUGUUGGCAUUUUCAAAUAAAGUUUUUUUCAUAUA